CCAAGUAAUCGACUGUUCGUCACAGCUGACUCUUUCAACAUACAAGCUACCCCACGCGCUCGUCUUCAUUCGCUCAUUCAUUCCCUCAUAGUCACACAAAUCGUGUCGUGAAAAUCUCGUGAAAGGCCCAUCGCUAAAAUUUCAAGUGCACGCGGGCAUUUCUGUAACACCGAUCGACCGUUCGCCGGAGAAAAAAUCAAAUUUUCCAGUUAAAAAUUACCAAAAAGAAGAGAUAAUCAUGGGAAAGUUCUUACUGUGCAUUAUCCUCAUCAUCGCAAUGGGAGUGCUCGUGGAGGGCUGUGAUCUCGAUCAGAUGAGACAUGGGUGUAGGAUUUUUAAUAAUCAAUGCAGCUGCGGGUACGGCUGCAAGGCAGAGUACAGAUACGACUCGAAUGAGUCCUGUAAAAUGGCCCUAAAAGGUCGCCGUCACGAUAUUUGCAGUCGUCAGCGGCCCUGUCUUCAUGACGGCUCGUGUCUUCAAAUUUCUCAAGAGCCAGGGUACAAGUGUCAAUGCGAGGGCACUGGAUAUUACGGCGCACGCUGUGAAAGACCGUGUCCUGGACCAAAUGGUCUGAAAUUCCGUGGACCAUUCCCAUACGAGUGCGUCGUUAUCUGAAUUCCAUAGAAUCAACUCGAAUAAAUCUACUCUGCAUGUUUUUUUUUUCUCAACUCCACUUACUUCGUUAUUAUCAGAAAGAAUGAAUUUUUUCCCACUGAUACUGUACAUAAAACAAUAAAUGAAAUUAAACGAUAUCUUAAUCAUUGAGAGAAACGAUUGAGAGAUUUUAUUAUUGCUUGCAAGGUUUAUUCAUCAAUAAUUUUACAGCGUUUUUUUUUCUCGUUUUUUUUUGGUUUCUUUUCUCGUUAUGGUUUCAUCGAAUGGGCUCCGAUGCAAGCACACUUGGUAUCCGCGAACGCCUCAAUUAAUCAAGUGUGAUUACCCCUCCCCCUCACUAUCACACUAUUACAAUUAAUGCCAUGCUUACCUCUGUCGUUUCAUUAUUGUUUCCAUAUUUUGUUUACUAAAAACGUAAACGGCAAACAUAUUAGAAAAUUGCCAUUAUGAUUUUUCCAUUAAUUUCCCGGUAAUUUUUACGGGUAUCACUUCCUCUCUUCCCGCUAUUAUAUUUUUCUUCUGGUUUUCAACUUGAAUUCAUUAUACUAAUUUGAUUCACUCGUUUUUUUUUUAACACGUGACUGCAUGAGGAACUUAACAACGUAUUUAUAUAUUCAUAUAUAAUAUAUUAUCUAGAACAAACUGGUGGCCAGUUUUCACUUGUUCUUCAAUGGUUUUAAUUUUCAUUUUAAUUCAAUUACUUCUUUCGUUUUACACAUUUUUUUUUUCGAAUCAUCUUGAUAAACAGGCAAUGCGGUGUAAUACGCGCAUUUAGUUUGAAAUUUAUUUGUGAUACGUAUUGUUUACAUUUGUUCUCCACUAUCCGGCGUCACGCUGCAAAUUUACGGGAAUAUUUUCAUUUCUCUCGUACUUGAUUUUCCCUCUGUAUUAUCACAUACACACGCGCAUUCAUACGCACUUUCAUCCACAUUUGCUCAGAUAACAGUAAAAUGAUCCGUUUGUUUUUCAUUCUCAUGUACAUAUUUUCUCAAAUUUUCGCUCAGGCAAUGUUGAAAUUUUUGUGAUCCGGCACCUCAAUGGGUUGUUAGAGAGCCGCGGGGUUUUGUUCAUUAUUUGUUUGUCACGCAUUUAUCUCUUCACUUUACGUUAACUUAAUUUACCACAAUUUUCCUUCCGCUAAUAAAAAAAGAUUGUUAUUUACGUGAUAAACCGAAGAAAAAAAAA
Fopius arisanus is the source of this 1801-nucleotide messenger RNA. RefSeq names its product multiple epidermal growth factor-like domains protein 6. Bases 239 to 616 code for a protein of 125 amino acids. Lineage: Eukaryota; Metazoa; Arthropoda; Insecta; Hymenoptera; Braconidae. The transcript is spliced from 5 exons. The record is from RefSeq and is a predicted model, not a curated record.